Mucor mucedo is the source of this 6393-nucleotide messenger RNA. RefSeq lists its product as uncharacterized. Gene Ontology annotation, molecular function: protein serine/threonine kinase activity; protein binding. The record is from RefSeq and is a predicted model, not a curated record. The transcript is spliced from 21 exons. Lineage: Eukaryota; Fungi; Mucoromycota; Mucoromycetes; Mucorales; Mucoraceae. Gene Ontology annotation, biological process: protein phosphorylation; telomere maintenance; DNA damage checkpoint signaling. Gene Ontology annotation, cellular component: nucleus. Bases 1 to 6393 code for a protein of 2130 amino acids.
AUGUCCCAAUAUCUUUCGGAAGUCUCUAUCCAUCCUACUUGCUCGUAUAUGCGCUCCAUUCAAGAUGGAGAUAUCAUAUUAGAAGAAGCAAACUCUGAUUUUCUAUCUGCUUCAUCUAUUGCUGAAUGGCUCCAAAAAAGCCCUCGUGCUAAAGCCACACUGACCAUGUUUGACGACGAUACCAGUAUAGAAUUACCAGUUUAUACUCUUCGUCGUAGAAAUGCUAUUGUUGCUGAUCUACCUGAUGCACCUUUGUUUUAUUUAACAAAUUCAUUAUUUUUCUUUUUACCCUUUGUGACAAUGACCGCUAGAAUCGAAAGUGGCAUAUUAGAGUUGUUUGAAAAUAAAGAUGAUAUUAAUGAUAUAUAUCAAUCAUUAUCCACUUGUUUGGAUCUCGACUUAUCACCAAACUUUUGUGCGUCGUUAUUUAAACCACUGAUCCAGCAUGCCAUUGGCAAUGGUCAUUUGGAUGAACAAUUAAAAACUUACAUUGCUAUCUUUAUUAAAUUGUAUCAGUAUAAUCUCUCGAAAGACUUUCUUGCCGCCAAUGACUUAUUUAACAACCACGUUUCCUUGAUUCAAGGUAAUGCAAUUGCACGUUCCAUUAAACCUUAUUGCUUACAAUUAUAUUACGCAGCUAUUUUGCUUGUGUUUAGAGAGGAACAUAUCGAAAGUUCCAGAUACCAAUUCAGGUUGGAAAAUCUGGCCGAUGAUAUUUUACUGAACAUCAUAGCCAUCCUAACUAAAAGCAGCAGUUCAAUAUUGACGAUCGACAACAAGGAGAUGAAUACAAACGUUAAUUUAAGUAUCAUGUGGAAUUGCCUGUCUGGUAUAUUGAAUUGUGGCACGAUUGAAUCAAAUGACACAAUAUGUAUAAUUAUCAAGGCGGCAACAAAGAUCAUCCAAAGCUUUGUACAAAAAGAUUCAAUUAUAACAUAUAAUACGAGCGUCGAAAACAUUCUGGACAGUUUAGUUCAAUUGUUAAACAAAGAUAGCUUAACUGUAGACAUUUCAAACGAGAUUGCUGGCUCAAUUUCGUCCAUUAUACAAAAGUACCCGAAUAUCAAGCUCAUUGACCCGUAUAAACUAUCUGCACUUACAGGUGCAUCAGCGACACUGACACAACAAAAAGAACCUAAUCCUGUAGUUCUUCGAACUAUAUUAAAUCUUUCGUGCUUAAUCUUAAAAAAUUACACAAAAGCACCUUGGUUAGACGAUGUUCUCUCCAUGGCCAAUUUCGAAGAUCUUGAGAUCCUAAAAGAAAAAACGAACUUGCUGAUUCAAGCCACAUCAGAUAUUACUUUUUCAAAUCAUCGAGAAGAAGACAUGGACAUCGACCACAGUUCUUUACAACAUACCUCAAAUCCCAAGGCUUUAUUCGAUUGUAGCACGAUCCACGAAACACUACUUUUGAACGUUUAUCCGAUUGUGAACCAAUUAACUUCGUCUGAUGGAACGUUUACUGGUCAGCAUGAAUUAAUAUUUAAGUUGAAGCAAAUUUCUAUUUUUACGGAUAACACAGAUAUUUCAGUGAUUUGUCAAGAUCACAUGAAGAGUAUUGCCAAGUUCGUAACGUGUACACUUGUAAGUAACCCUGAUCUUGCUGACAGUAUUACGCUUAUGUUUGGCUUGACAAGACGCCAGUUUAUCUCUAAAUAUUUGAGAUAUGCAUUACCUUACUCCAUCUUUGAAGUAGAGAAUGGGAGAGUACUAAAGGCCAUUGCCAAAACCAUGGAUGUGCCCCCCGUCAACCUCACCAACGAAUAUGGAUAUCAUAUCGUUUUAGCUUUGCUGUUAGAAACCGAUCCAGAAGUGAAAUCUGCUAAUCUUGUGAAAAUUCGAAAAGUUAAGAACGAAGCUGUCGGAAUUUGGGCUGCCUCAAAAUCAACUAAAAUUACAACCAUAUUAGCAAUAAAUUUGGGGAAAGAAGAGCUGAAAGAACUAUCGAAACAAGCAUUAAUUGAGAUGAAAGAUAUAAUCUUUGUACCGCCGAUUCCUCUAUCUCAAUAUUUGGCACAGUAUUUUGUAGCGAUCUCCACAAAAAUAACAAGAUUCAUCACCGAAAAACGAUCAAAAUGUCUAGCUAUUCACGAACCACACGCAUUACAGGCCCUGAAAGAAAUCAUGAUUUUAAUGGAUUCAAGAAUAAACAUGCAUGCAACUCUUCUUAUGAAAUUAUUUCAGACCGUUAAUGAAUUAGACGAUAUGCAAUCUGAAGCCCUUUCUCUUUGGGAAGUAUUUAUUGAAACUAUAGACAAUCAUGUUCUCGUAUCCAAUUUCAAUCGUAUUGUUUAUGGUUUACUCAAGGUUUUAUCUGUAUCCACACAAAUUAUACGACUUAAGGUGGCCAAGGUUCUGGAAAGUGUAUUUGAUCGUGAAAUUGAAACAGUAAAUCCAAAAUUGUCGGAUCUCCCAAUUCUACCAGAAUUCGAAGAACUUCGUGAAUUAAAGAACGAUCUUGAAAACCGACUCGCCCAAAGGAAGCAGAGCGGGCCACAGAUGCUGGCUGAAAUUAUGAAUCGACUGAAUGAUUCUGAUGAUGUUCAGGUUUUAUUCGAACUUCAAAAACUUAAUCUAUUACUUUCAGAUAUACUUCAAGAAAUCCCAAUUGAUGUAGGUGAGCUCUUUUCUCAACUACUUCAUUUGGUCCGAAAACAUGCGUCGAACAAGGACAUAUCUAAUAUCAUUGCCCUUUGCUUCGGUAAAGUCGGUGCUAUAGACCCAAGCUUAAUCAACGUCCGAAUGAUUGACAAUGAUGUGUUUAUUAUGUACGCUUUCAAAAGUCAAAACGAAAACAGGAAUUUUAUAUGUCAUUUACUGACCACCUACAUCUACGAUGCAUACAAUACUGUCAAAAACGAGUAUACUCUUCAAUUUAUACAAACAUCGAUACAGUCACUUUUGAGUUGUGCUGGAUUCUCUGACGAAGCUGAUUUAAGAACUGAAAAUUCAUUACCAAAGCCGGUUCAAGAGUUUUUGGCGCCUUAUAUACAAUCGUCUUUUCAAUUUAGUAUCCCAAAUGUGAACACCCAUUACCCUCUUUUCACUGAAGAUGGUAGCUUUGAUGAAUGGGUCAAAAACUGGUACAGACAAAUGAUUAAAGAGGCCCAAGGAUCUGCCAAGGCAAUCUUUAAUGCGCUGACCCCAAUCGUGGCAUCGGAUUUCGUAGAUAUAACGGUUUAUAUGAUUCCUUAUCUCGUUUUGCAUACAAUUUUACUAGGUUCCCCCGAUGAAAAUUCCGGCAUUCUUAGAGAAAUGUUGACCAUUUUAGAAAUAAAUGCCCAGCCAGAAACAGAUUUAGAUCGUAGAAGCAAGAACCGUCAAUACCUGCAAGUCGUUGUGUCAAUUACCGAAUAUUGUCGAAAGUGGCUAAAUAAAAUCCAACAUGGUGAUAGACUCAAAAAAUCCGAAGCUAAUCGAGUUAGGACAUUUUUGGGAAAGAUUCCUGACAAGACAAUGGCAAUUGCAGCUUAUAACUCAAAAGCCUAUGCCCAGGCAUUAAUGCAUUUUGAAACACAUCACAAAUCGAAACGAAGUGUAUUGAUCGAGCCUGAAAUUUUAUCCUAUUUAAAAAACAUUUACACCCAAAUGGAAAAUCGAGUGGAUUUAAAUGCUCUUUUGAAGGGUAGGUCAAACGUCUUGACUCACGAUGAGGAAAUGAUUCAAUCCGAAAUCGCAGGAAGAUGGGAGGAAGCUGAGAUUUUGCACAAAAACAGAAUUGCCGAUAACCCGCACGAUCCUUUAUUGUACACGGGUUACAUUGACUGCUUGAAAAAAUGGGGAAAAUAUGAAACUAUUUUGUACUCUACCGAAAAAGCAACAGCUGCUUUACCAAAUUAUGUGAGCCAAUUAAAUUCCUUCAAAAUCGAUUCUGCGUGGAGAGUUUCGGAUUGGCAUAUUCUUGAUAAAGCUGUUACAUUACCUAUGCAAAAAACGCCGGAAGCUUUGGUAGGAUGCUUAAUUUCCAAAAUACGAAAAAAUCAAAGUUUGGAAGCUGCUCGUUGUCUAGUAGAAGCCCGAAAAGUUUUAGUGGAACAAUUAACAUCCGAUUUUACAAAGUCUUACCGAAAAUCUUACCCUACGAUAUAUAAUCUCCAGAUGUUACAAGAAUUGGAAACUUCUCAGGCUGUGUGGGAGUCCAGUCAUCCGAUUGAAACAAUAGAUAAGCUUGGAAGAAAUUGGGACUACAACCAUCAAAACAUUGUUUGCAAUUACCAAUACAGACACAAUUUACUCGAAUUAAGAAAAGCUGCAUAUUUUGAUAUUAGACCCAAGCCUAAUGUGAAAAUACAAGCAUCUAAAGCAUGGUUAAAAAUUGCAAAGUCUUACAGAAAGGCAGGUAAUUAUCUCACAGCGUACGAUGCCAUUAUAAAAGCAGAAAAUAUAAGCGGGGAGUCAUACUACAACGAAAAAGCAAAAUGGUAUUGGGCUGCCGGUCAAGAAAAGAAAGCCUGGGAUUUGCUCAUGUCAAUGAGCAAUUUAAAUUCAAUGAAACCAGAAGAUGCUAUAUUGUUAUCAAAAUUUCAUGACCGUGAUAAUACUCUUUUGGAAAAAUCAAAAAUUAGGAAAUACUUCGCUGCAGCAUUGAAAGAUAGUGAAAUCACGGAAAAAUUGCUCCAUAGCUGCACAAUGUAUUACAACAGAUUGAUGGAAGGCUACGUCGAUCCCACAACGAAGACAAGAAUUCUUGUCUAUAUUGCCAAAACCUCAGCUAGGACACUUCAGCAUGGUUCCAAAUAUUACUAUAGCUCCAUGUCUAUGCUUAUUAACUCUUGGUUUGAACUAGCGAUAUUUCAAAGACGUUGUCCUGAAUUUAAGAAUGAUGAUCAUAUGUUUACUAAAAAGCGAGCAUGGGAGAUGCAAAUCAAUGAGCAACUAAAGACAAUAAAUGACUUGAUGAGAAAUAUUACAAAUCGAGUCCCGAUUAUUCAGUCUUUUUUGACAAGACUGAUUUCAUAUCUUACGUUCGAUAACACUGAAAUUGCAGAAUGUUUAAUGAAAAUUAUUGGCGAUGUUUUUGUUGAAUACCCAAAAAGCUCCAUUUGGUUGCUUUUAGCUGUAGAAAAUUCACAAGAAACGCACGUGGCCGAAAGAGUCAAAAACAUUCUCGAUAAAGCUCAGCGUGUUCAUGGAGAUUCAAUGAUCCCAAAGAUUAUCAAUCAAGCACGCACUCUUGUAAAUGCAUUGCUUGAUUUGGCUAACCUCAAAUUUGAAAAAACAGCUCGUGGAGAUAUGGACUUGCGAGACGAAUACAAAGUUCAAACUCUAUUUAAGCUACGUAAUUUAGAUGUAUAUAUACCAACAGAAGCCAGUUUGUAUCCUACUUUACCACAGCUCAUGGAUAGAGGAAGCAUAACUAGCAGAAUGUUUCCUACCGAUUUGCCUUAUAUUAAUAGUAUUGAUUCAAAUAUCACUGUCAUGUAUUCGCUUCAAAAACCUAAAAGAAUAACAAUUCAAGGUAGCGAUGGAAAAAAAUACAGGUUUUUGGUCAAGACGGAUGAUGAUUUACGUAAAGAUGCUCGAACAAUGGAAUUUAAUUAUGCUAUCAACUCUUUCUUGAAGAAAAACCCCAAAUCGCGAGACAACGAAUUAUAUAUUCGAACUUAUGCUGUAAUUCCUCUUGGAGACAAAUGGGGUUUGAUUCAAUGGAUCAAUAAUAUUUCACCAUUAAAAGCCAUUGUAAAUAAGCAAUGGGAACAAGAUGGAUGCCCAAGUAUUCAGGAGACGUCAGUUACCUUAAAUAAAUAUGCUCUACAGCUCCCACGUGAACUACACAAACUAUUUGUUGAUACAAUUCUUCCCAGAUGUCCUCCCGUUUUUUACAAAUGGUUUUUAAAAUGUUUCCCAGAACCUAAUCAAUGGCUUGCAAGUCGAACUAGGUAUACAAAGACUUUAGCUGUAAUGUCUAUUGUUGGAUACAUGAUUGGUCUUGGAGAUCGUCAUGCCGAAAAUAUAUUGUUCGACGAGACCAAUGGUGAUUGUGUCCACGUUGAUUUAAAUAUGUUGUUUGACAUAGGCUCCGGCCUUAAUGUUCCUGAAGUUGUACCUUUUAGAUUGACUCAAAACCUUGUUGAUGCCAUGGGUGUCUUGGGAUAUGCGGGGACUUUUACCGUUACUUGUGACAUUACCAUGGCUGUUUUACUCCAGAAUAAGGACGCGCUUACGAGUGUGUUUCAAACCCUCGGAAAUGUCUGGAUUUUCAAAAGCGAUGACCCGAACAGACGGUAUAGUCAAAGGAUUCAAAAUGAAGCGAAAUUUAAGAAUGCAAUGGAAAAAAAAUUUAAAUUGAAUCCGGGAGAAACACCCGAAAGUAGAGUUAAAGAUCUUAUUACAAAAGCUUCUGACCCCCAUAAUCUGUCCAAGAUGUUUGCUGGCUGGGCUCCAUUUGUCUAA